Messenger RNA from Clupea harengus (Atlantic herring), 2292 nucleotides. Its product is annotated as hydroperoxide isomerase ALOXE3-like. The record is from RefSeq and is a predicted model, not a curated record. Gene Ontology annotation, molecular function: iron ion binding; oxidoreductase activity, acting on single donors with incorporation of molecular oxygen, incorporation of two atoms of oxygen; protein binding. Gene Ontology annotation, biological process: lipid oxidation. Lineage: Eukaryota; Metazoa; Chordata; Actinopteri; Clupeiformes; Clupeidae.
GAUUAUCAGCUGUAUAAAAAGCCGUCUGAAAGUUUGACUAUUUCACUCCUUAGGUUUCACUGCUGGACCAGUCACUUGUUUCUUCUACUCACACAGAAGGGUGUCCAUCGGGUUUUGUCCACAAAGAAAAAGAAAACAUGGUGGUCUACACACUGACAGUAUACACUGGAGACAGGGUUUUAGCAGGUACCUCUAACAUCAUCUAUGUGCUUCUUCGUGGGACUGAGGGCGCAAGUGAAGAAACCCAACUGAGUGAUUGUAAAUUACUUCCAAGAUCGGUGCACCAGUAUGACGUCCAUUGUGCUGCAUCACUGGGAGACCUCAUCACGAUGGAGAUGCACUCCAAGACAUUCCUCAUCCCUGAAAACGACUGGUUCUGUGACAAGAUCUCUGUGAUGACCCCCGAGGGUGAUACGCAUUUGUUUCCAAUGUACCGCUGGCUUGACGACAAAACAAGGGUGUUUUUAAGACCUGCCACAGCGAAAUUCCAAUUCCAGGACACUCAUCCGAUAGCCCAGAGACAAAGGAUGAGGGCGCUGGAGGAGUCUCGUAGGAACUUCAGAUGGAGGGUGUACGUUGAGGGUUUGCCUCAAACUGUCGAUGCUGACGAAGCCAGUGAUCUUCCUGCAGAGGUUCGGUUCUCGUUCUCCGAGCCCAUUGAAUCUUCUUGGAAUGUGGCUAAAGGAUCAGUUUCAUUGAUGCUAAAACAUUUAGGUGAUUCAACAGAACAGUGGAAAAGCUACAGUGACAUGAAUCAAGCCUUCUGUGAACCGAGAAGCCCCACCUACGAGUACGUUCGGAACCACUGGGCAGAGGACGAGUUCUUUGGCUACCAGUUUCUGAAUGGCAUCAACCCAAUGAUGAUCGAGCGCUGCUCAAAGCUGCCAGAGAACUUCCCCGUCACAGAGGAGAUGGUCAAAGACUCCCUGAGAGGAAGCACCUUGAAGCAGGAGAUGCAGAAUGGGCAUAUCUUCCUGUGUGACUACAAGAUCUUGGAUGGACUGAUCGGAAAUGAAGUCCAUGGCAGGCAGCAGUUUCUCACUGCUCCAUUGGUCUUACUCUACAACAUCCCAGAGGGAUUGAUGCUGCCCAUCGCCAUUCAGUUAAUGCAAAAGCCCGGAACUGAGAACCCCAUCUUUCUCCCCACUGACUUGGAGCAUGACUGGCUUCUGGCCAAGAUCUUUGUCCGAAAUGCGGAGUUUGCCCUUCACGAGGUCCACUUCCACCUGCUGAGAACUCACCUGCUGGCAGAAGUGUUCACCAUGGCAACAUUACGCAACCUUCCCUCCAUGCACCCGCUCUUUAAGCUCCUGUUUCCCCAUAUUCGAUACACACUCCAUAUCAACAUCAUGGCGCGGAAUAAGCUGAUAUCCAAGGAAGGACACUUCUCAAAGUAUACAGCAGUAGGUGGAGAUUCAUUGCCAAAGUUGCUGAGGCUUGCGACUGCCUCCCUGACCUACAGCUCCCUCUGUCUGCCUGAGAACAUCUCUGAUAGGGGCCUGGGGGACGUUCCCAACUACUACUACAGAGAGGAUGGCACUAAACUGUGGAACAUCAUAGACAAAUUCGUUGAGGGGGUCUUGACGCACUUCUACAAAUCUGAUCACUGUGUCCAGAGGGACAACGAGCUUCAGCAGUGGAUCCGUGAGAUUUUUGCCAACGGAUUCUUGGAAAACAAAAGCACAGGAAUACCACAGUCCUUUAACACAAUGAAAGAUCUCAUCAAGUUUGUCACCAUGGUGAUUUUCACUGUGUCAGGCCAGCAUGCUUCUGUCAACACUGGCCAGUUUGACUUUGGCGGCUGGAUGCCCAACUUCCCCAGUGCCCUUAGAAAGCCCCCUCCCAAACACAAAGGCCAGACCACUGAGGACAUCAUCCUGGAGACCCUACCUGAUAUGGGCACCACUGUGAACACAGUGAAUGUCUUGAAAACGCUGUCCGGGGAUUCUUUCGACCAUUAUCCACUGGGGUCUUUCCAUGAAGAAUGGUUUGAGGAGGAAGUCCCUUGCAAGCUCAUGAAGAAGUUUAAGGAGGACCUGAAGUCACUGUCAGGCCUCAUUAAGAAGAGGAACGCCGAACUUGAGCUGCCCUAUACCUUCCUGGACCCUGAUUAUGUGGACAACAGUGUGGCCAUCUGAGAUGAUUCACCCUGCUGCUGGGAAGAGUGCUGUGCCAUGUUGUGUCUGCUCAUCACCAUCAGUUUAGAUUUGAUGGAUUUGAUUUAAAGUCUUUUUACCCCAUGUUACGUCCUCCUGCCCCUAGGGGUCACUGUUUUCCCUUGUUCCUAUUUCU